CACCUUAUUUCAGUCUGCCAUUUUUUUUCUCGGAUGAUGAGAACAAGCGCGGGCGGAUAGGGAGCGGUCAGUUCACUUCCGCUGCUGCGGUCUCGCCACAGGAGAAAAGAUUCUGCCUCCUUUGGGACUGGAGAAAUGACACGAUGGGGAGCCAAUGCACCACACUCAGGAAAAGAAAGGUAGAGAGCAGGGAGGAGGACCACAAAUCCGCAGCCAGAAAACCCGAGAGCCCCGCAACAGGUGGUGGAGAGGAAAAGGGCCCCGACCCUCAAGCAGGGCCCUCUGUAACUACAGGAGAGAGGAGACGUGAAGAGCAGGGGUAUUUUAGUCGGGGGGAGGAUGGAAGAAAAAAAGAAGCAAAAGAGGAGAAACCGAGUGAGGAGAGGGGUAAAAAGAAAAAUGCGGUCAGUGCAUGUAGACACAGUGACUCAAGUCCCUGCCAUGAAGAAGCAGACACAGUUAUGGAAGAAGCUUGCUGGGUGGACAACAACAGACCAAAUCUCAUUCAGAGCAUGACCUUAGUGAUGCCCAUAGCAGAUGAACUGCUGAAGAGGAAGAUGAUCCACAGAGAGUUUUACUCUAACAUCAAAACUGCCGGGACCAGCCAAGACCAGAUGCGGAAGCUUUACGAGGCGUUAAAUGCUGGAGGGGAUCAAGUCAAAUCUGCCUUCUACAGACUCCUACAGAAAAACAAGCCGGACAUUUGUGAAAUGGACAAAGUUAUCAGGAGAAUGAUCAAACAGCACAAAGCACAUCUAAGGGAGGAGUUCAGAUUUAUGUUUGAAGGCACAGCGGACAAUGCUCAAGAGAAAGAAUUACUUGACCAUAUUUACACAGAGCUUCACAUCAUACAGGGAGAAAGUGAGCAGGUCAAUGAAGAGCAUGAGAUAUGGGACAUUGAGGCGAAGUCAAGGACUCAACCAAGUGACAGUACUAAAAUUGAUUGCAAUGACAUCUUCAAAACUGAGACAGGAAAUAAAGUCUUGCAUGGGCAAGACAGCACAUAUGAGAAAACAGUCAAAACUGUGAUGACAAAAGGAAUUGCUGGCAUUGGAAAAACCGUCUCGGUGAGGAAGUUCAUCCUCGACUGGGCAGAGGAAAGAACCAAUCAGGACUUUGACUUUAUUUUCAUGCUAUCAUUUAGGGGAAUAAAUCUGAUCAAAAAUGAUCAAUUUAGUCUUCAAACACUUGUGAAAUACUUCUACCAAAAUCUUAAAGACAUCACAGUACAAAUACUUGCUGACCACAAAGUGUUGUUCAUAUUUGAUGGUCUGGAUGAAAGCCAACUGGAAUUAGAUUUCAGUGAAACCAAAAUGUUAAACGAAGUCACCAGAGAAGCAUCAGUGGAUGUUCUGCUGACGAACCUCAUUAGAAGAGAUCUGCUUCCAUCUGCUUUCCUCUGGAUAACUUCAAGACCUGGAGCGGCUAGCCGCAUCCCUCGCAGGCUUAUAGACCAAUGGACUGAGGUCCAAGGGUUCAGUGACUCACAGAAAGAAGAGUACUUCAGGAGGAGGAUAAAAGACGAGAACAUUGCAGAGAGAAUCAUCAGCCACAUCAAAAUGUCAAGGAGCUUUUACAUUAUGUGCCACAUACCUAUUUUCUGCUGGAUUUCAGCUCAAGUUCUUCAACACUUGUGUAAAAGUGGCAAGACAAAAGUAGAGAGCGAUGUUAUGAAAAUACCCACGACUCUGACUGAGAUGUAUACACACUUCCUCCUCAUCCAAAUAAAGCUCUCUGAUGAGAAGUAUGACAACAGCCGGAAUGAGUCAGAGAUACAGAAGAUCUUGAGUCCGAGCAAAGAUUUCAUCCUGAAAUUAGGUCGCAUGGCCUUUGAACACCUGGAAAGAAGCAGCAUCCUGUUUUAUGAAGACGAUCUGACCAACUACGGCAUUGACAUCAGGAAAGUUGGGGUUAACUGCGGUUUGUGUACAGAAAUACUGAAAGAAGAGUGUGUUUUCUAUAAGAAGAAGGUGUACUGCUUUGUGCAUCUGACCAUUCAGGAGUAUUUUGCUGCUCUCUUUGUAUACCACAGUUAUGCAGUUAAGAAAAUUGACUCUCCAAGCCUCAGGACUUUCCUAACGAAAGGGUCUGAAGAAACGCUGGAAUCAAUCUUGGAUGAGGAACCCAUCAAGCUCACUUUGGAUGAGUUUUGCGAGAUUUCGAUAGCAAAUGCAACUGAUAGAAAAACUGGUGGCAUGGAUAUGUUUAUCCGGUUUCUUAUUGGAUUGUCUCUGGAAUCAACGCAGAGGCUGCUUCAAGGUCUUCUCGAGCAGACAGAGAAGCACUCAGAAGUUGUUGAGGAAAUCAAAAGUACUCUGAAAGAAAUCGACGUGUACGACCGCUCACCUGAAAGAUGUCUGAACCUUGUCCACUGCUUUAUGGAGCUAAAAGACAGCUCUCUCCACGAUGACAUUCGGGAGUGUCUGCUGUCAAAUCACAAGAAAGCUCUCUCUCCUCUUCUUUGCUCAGCUCUUGCCGACACAAUACUCAUGUCAGUAGAGCCAAUAGACGAAUUAGACCUGAGAAAGUACAGGUCAACUUUGAGAGGUGUUUUUAGGCUUCUUCCAGCCGUGAGGAACUGCAAAAAAGCAAUAAUCUCAGGGGUGUGGCUAAAUGAUUGGUUCACCGAAACAAUUGCCUCAGCUCUUCGACAACCAAACUCAUCUCUAACAGAACUGCACCUAACAAAUAACGUCUUUCUAGACCAGAGCAUCACAUUCCUCACAGAUGGGCUUAUGAACCCCCACUGCAAACUGGAGGCUCUGAGCCUCUCUGGAGAAGGACUCUCAAAGGAGCUUUGUGAAACUUUGGCAGAAGCUGUUCUGUCCAUCAUCUCCAGACUGAGGGAGCUGGAGCUGAGCAGUAAGCUGCUGGGGAGCGGGUUGCAACCUGUGCUCCAUGCGGCGCUAAGGAGUCCUAAAUUGGAGAAACUAAGAUUGAGACAUAACGUCAUACCUGCACAAAUCUGUCAGGAGUUGCAGUCAGUGCUCACAUCUGAUGCUUAUUCCCUGAUGGAGUUGGACCUGAGUUAUGCGGAGUUAAAUGACUCAAAGAUGGAGAGCCUCUCUGUGGGGCUGAUGAGUACCACUUGUCGGCUGGAGGUACUGAGGCUCAGGUUCAACGACCUCAGUGAAGACAGUUGUAAGAUGCUGGCUUUGGUCUUCAGCUCGGCUCCUUCUCACCUGAGAGAGCUGGACCUGUCUCACAACCAGCUGAGAGACUCCGGGGUGAAGCUGCUCUGCACCGGGAUGAUGAGUCCACACUGUAAAUUAAAUGCACUGAGGCUUUCAUUCUGCAAAGUGACUGAGGUGGGAUGUGGCGAGCUGGCGUCUGUACUGAAGUCUAAACGCUGCACCCUGAUGGAUCUGGACCUGAGCUUCAACCACCCAGGACACCAUGGGGAGAAACUGCUGACAGAGAGACUUCAGGAUGCAAGCUGCAGUCUGCAGAAACUCAACGUGGAGCAUAAUGAGGAGCACUGGGUCGACUUGACGCUGCUGAGACAGUAUGCCUGUGAUCUCACCUUUGACCCCAACACAGUGGCCAACAAUCUGACUUUGUCCGAAGACAACAAGAUGGUGGAGAGCGCGGAUUCCUUGAAGCAAACAUAUCCAGAUCAUCCAGAGAGAUUUGACCGUUCACAGGUGCUCUGCAGAGAGGCUCUGAGAGAUCGCCAUUACUGGGAGAUGGACUAUUCUUCAUCCUACGAUGGGGUCGGCGUGGCAUACAAAAGCAUGGGCAGGACGGGAGACUCAUCCUGUGACUAUCAGCUUGGAUGUAACCAGAAGUCCUGGUGCUGGUCAUUUGAUGGAACUUUUAAACACAAUGAGUUUUUUAUUCGAAUCCCUUCUACUGAAUCCCGUAAGAUAGGAAUAUAUCUGGACUGGUCAAAGGGUAUUUUGUCCUUAUUUAAAGUUGACCCUGACAUUACCUUCCUGUACACCAUGCAAACCACUUUCACCGAACCACUCUAUCCGGCUGUUUAUGUGGAGGGAAUGAUCCGUCUCUGCAAAUUAGACUAACUCACCUUUUCAGCCAUAACUAGAGUUCUUUUUGUAGAUGAAGAGGUUUUUAGCAAAUAUAGUGACCUGUGGGUGACUGACUGGGUCAGUUGUUGCCAUUAUUGCUGCUUUCUACUAGUGCUGAGUGAUUAACCGAAAUGUUGGUAUCUAAAAAUCAAAUUGAUCGCAUUUUGUUCCAUCAUUAGAAACAUUAAAACUCCACUUAGGUACGUUUCUUUUUUGAGCUUGGCACCAUUGACUGGAGUGCAGCAAUACGUCAUGCAGCAUCCAGCCUGCUGGAAACUCUAGUUUUAAAAGCCAUCCAUCCGUCCAUUAUCCAAGCUGCUUAUCCUGCUCUCAGGGUCGUGGGAUGCUGGAGCCUAUCCCGGCAGUCAUUGGGCGGCAGGCAGGGAGACACCCUGGACAGGCCGCCAGGCCAUCACAGGGCCGACACACAGAUUCACACCUAAGGACAAUUAGUACGGCCAAUUCGCCUGACCUACAUGACUUUACACGGUGGGAGGAAACCGGAGCACCCGGAGGAAACCCACACAGACACGGGGAGAACAUGUAAACUCCACAUAGAGGACGACCCUGGAUGACCCUCAAGGUUGGACUACCCCGGGGUUUGAACCUAGGACCUUCUUGCUGUGAGGCGACCGUGCUAACCACAAGACAUCCAACACAGCUCCUCAUCACAGUUUAAACCAUGACUAUAAUCGUGUGCACCAUUUUCUAGUUCACAUGAAGCACUAUUAGAAAUAGAGUGGCUGCAGGAGGCCCUCCAAUCUCCGGUGGAAUUGGGCAUUGGUUAUUUUUUUCCAUUCACAAAUUGAUGGCAUGAGCUUUCUAUGAUAGACUGAAUGUGUCGAUUGCUGACUAAACUUGAGUUUUUAAGUCAUUUUGAUUCAGGAAUUGUUUUGUUUACACAAUGCUUGUAAAAAUGGGCUAAACUUGACUGCAUGCUGAGUGUAUUCAGACCUUUAUAUGCAAUCGUCAGUCAAAUGAUGCAUAGAUUUUUAUCAAAAAUUUCACAUGUUGUAGUAAAAAUGAAAAGGGGGUCCAUCAGUAUUUCUGAAACUGAACCAAAAUUAAAUGAAAAAAAAAAAGAAAAUCCACCUAUCACUCUGCACUACUUUCUACUGAUCGACUGCUGAGCUACCUCACUGUACCUCUAAAAGUCCUCCAACCCAUAUGACCACAUAGGUCGUAUACCCACCCACCCACCCACCCAUCCAUCCAUCCAUCCAUCCAUUUUCCAGCUAGUCUUGCAGCUAGUUUUAUAGGUAGCAGUUCAUGGGCGACGAUACCAAAAGCGGUGCUAAAAUCCAACAGCACUGUUCCAACUAAUAAUUUACUGUCAUUUUGUUUUAGCUAAUCGUCUGUCAAUUGUGUAAGAGCUGUGCCUGUUGAACAGCCAGUUUUAUAAGCACGUUGAAGGGUCAGAAUAGAGAACUAAAUUUGAAUUUCCCUCGUUUCCUACAUUAGCGCCCCUACCGGCGGCAGGAGAUAUGCCACGGAUACGUUUCGCCUCUGUGCACUGUGGGAUUUUAUUUACUGGUCGACAUCCUUUUUACAACACCUCAUAGACAGGCGUAAAUAG
Molecule: messenger RNA, 5604 nt
Organism: Lampris incognitus (smalleye Pacific opah)
Lineage: Eukaryota; Metazoa; Chordata; Actinopteri; Lampriformes; Lampridae
Product: NACHT, LRR and PYD domains-containing protein 12-like
Exons: 12
Coding region: 144-4022 (1292 amino acids)
Biological process (GO): regulation of apoptotic process
Molecular function (GO): protein binding
Source: RefSeq, a predicted model, not a curated record